This is a messenger RNA of Lingula anatina, 1521 nucleotides long. RefSeq names its product N-acetylglucosamine transporter UNC93A-like. The record is from RefSeq and is a predicted model, not a curated record. NCBI's taxonomy places the organism in Eukaryota, Metazoa, Brachiopoda, Lingulata, Lingulida, Lingulidae.
AUGUCUCUGGUCGUAGAGGCAACUCUGUCUUGCGAAGGCUUGGAUAUAGAGGAGGAAUCAACCCAUGCAUCAACUGCAGGGAGCCAAAGAAUGGAGGUUCUCUUGUCGCCGAUUUCCUCUAACGAAACCCCAGCGCAUGAGGAGAACAAUUCCUCGUUGCUGGGAUCAAAAAACAGCUUCAGGUCGUCUAGUAGAACCCCGUUGAUACAGCUGGUAGUGUUGUCGGUGGCAUACAUGCUGGGAUUCUCUCCUUUAGCAGCUUUAUUGAACUUAGAAGGAAUCCUGAAUCCUGAGAUUGGACAUUAUGCCUUGAUGGGGAAUUACGGAGGUGCCAUAUUUUCAUUUGUAACAGCCCCUGUGAUUGGACGGUUUCUAGGCGCCAAGGGUUCAAUCCUGCUAGGUUGGAGCGGACAGUUGGUGUUGAUAGCAGUGCAUUUCUAUGUAAAAGCGUAUAUCCUCAUUCCUGUGGCAUUCUGUGUAGGCGUGUUGCAUGCGCAGACAAUGAUAGCUGCUGGGGUUUUCGUGACCACGUUCGCCCUACAGUAUGCAGAAAUCACUAAAAAUCAGCGACAUACAGUCAUGGGGAUGUUUAAUGGAAUGUUUUACGCCAUAUUCUCAUUUGAGACUGUUUGGAGCAAUAUCGUUUCUUCUCUAAUACUUAACCAACCUGUGGUGACCUACUUCAACGCAACAGGGCUUCCAAACCCAUUGAAUUUAAGUCAGCUAUGUGGACCAGCUUUCUGUCCGUGGGAGGAUACAUCCGGGACCUACAUCCGGCAACCGGAACAGUACAUAGUGUAUAUUCUCCUGGGGUGUUUUCUAGCAAUGUCCGGAACAGCUUUUCUGAUAACGUUGUGCUUGGUUAAGAACAUCCACCCAUCCAGCGGUGACGCCAUGCACGGAUCUAAAGACUUCUUCUUUGCUAUUGGCCAUCUACUGUUCAAAAAGAAACUGAUCUUUCUCAUCCCCCUUUUUGUGGUUACAGCAGUUGAGGAGGAAUUUAUCUUCACUGAGUUCACAAAGGCAUUUGUCAGCUGUGAAAUCGGCAUCCACUAUAACGGGUGGGUAAUGCUGGCCUACGUUGCAGGACAAUUGGUUGGUAACCUUGCAGCUGGGAGAUUGGUCAAACACCUGGGCUGGCCCAUCAUGUACAUCCUGGCAUUUCUGUGCAACUGCGCAUGCUUGACUAGCAUGUUGCUCCUCGAUCCGAUGAACAGGAGCACGGAGUUCUAUUUUCUUAUUCCGGUUGCUUGGGGUUUUUCGGACUCGGUGUGGAUGACUCAGUCUUCAGCAUACGUGGGACAUGUAUUUCCUAACGACAAGUGGCCGGCAUUUGUAGCAGUCCGUGCGGCCAUUUAUAUUGCAUGGGGUUCACUGUACGCCACAACAAACUUCAUCUGUAUGAACGACAAAAUAUACAUCGCGUUCGGUGUGAUGGGAUUCGCCAUGUGUUCUUUUGGAAUGUUUGAAUUCCUUCAUCGUGGAGAGAAGAAAAAGGAAAUUCAAGCAGGAAGAAAUUAA